AUGGAAGAGUUCGAGUUGCGAGCGCCUCGUGACCGCUCACGGAGCGACCUGGCGGCCAGAUCUAUGGAGCAGAAUGAUGCCCAAAUGGGUGGCGAGCUUCGUUUCACUGGGACCAUCGUGGAAGAGCCCGGAACCUCGAAUCCGCGACGCCCCGAGGUGGAGCUGCCAUUUCGAGACCGGGCGCAGACGGAAAAUCCCAAUGCUUCGUCCAGCGGCGUGACCCGUCGCCGUGCGGCGGAGCGCAUCAACAGCAGCGGGCUGCGCGAAGUGACGCCGGACCGGCUGCGCCGCGGAGAAGGCCCCGGAGUCAUGAAGACGGUAGCAGCACAGAUCAGAGGUUUCUACCUAUUGAAGUUUGCCGUCUCUGUCACUGCCUGUUACUUGACCAUCCAACUUCUGAGAAAAUUUGCAGAGGUCUUGCUCCCUUUCAUCUUUGCUGUAUUGGUGACAAUCAUCUUGGAGCCUUUGAAGAAGUUUGUGAUGCGAGUGCUGUGCAGACUCGUGGUGCGUGUGUUUCUGGCCCUGCACAUGGACUUCUGCGUGGAUGGCGUUCAAAUGACCGGGACAGGCAAUAGGCACCCGAGCAUCGACAGCAUGGGCAUGGAGGGCCAACCCAUCUAUGGCAGUCUUCCUGAGGAUUCGGAGGACAUGAACGCGCCCUCCACUCGAGCCUCGAUGCCGGCCCCUACCGUCAAAAAACUGCUGAUCGCCCUCUCCAUCUUCUAUUGCUUGGCCUUCUCCGCCCGUGUUUUUUGGCUGGUGGCACGUGUCUUUUUGCGAGCCGCCGCGGGGAUUUCUCAAGACAUGCAGUACUACAAAGAGGGUGCUGCGCGUCUCAAAAGUUGGAUGAAAGAAUACAUCAGUGGCCUCCACAUUGAGUCCCUGGAUUUUAACGACGUCCUGGAUGAACUUCUUCAUGAGGUGGAGAAUCUGGGGACGGUGUUGACGCAGAGCUUGCUGAACUUCAUGGUCCAAGGGGUGGUGACCUUCAUCUUCCUGAUCUACAUGUUGUGGAGCCCCGUGAAGAUGGAUGGCAGCGCCAUGGCCACCGAGGCCUUCCACUCCACCAGUCGAUAUCUCAAGGUGAAGUUCGGCAUCUCCGCCUUCACCGGUUUGACCAUGGGUUUGCUACUCUUCACCAUGGGCUUGGACCUACCUGCUGCCUUCGGCCUCCUGUCCUUCCUCUGUAACUUUUUGCCAGGUAUUGGCUCGUUGGUGGCCUCCAUCAUGCCCUGCAUGUUGAGCAUCAUCGACGUCAGGAAAGCACCGAUGCAGGUGGCUGUUGCUUUCAUCAUGCAGAUGUUCGUUCAUUUCUUGAUCGAUUUCUUGGUGGAACCGGUGGUCUUCGGCAUCUCCGUGGAGAUGAACUCGGUCAUUGUCAUCCUGGGUAUUUGGUUCUUCUACCAGCCUUUUUCGUGGCUGGCCCAUGAUGCCAUGAAGUGUGCCGCCAGCGGCUGCCCCGCAGCCGGCUUGCGGAAGUGUGGGCGAUGCGGACAGGUGAACUAUUGCUACUGGUUCAGCGGAUUGCCAGAGGAGUCACUGGCCCUUGCACAAGUUGAAGUGCACAAGCACCUCCAGCAUGUGCUGCGCGCCCAAGAGGCCUCGGAGGCCGAGCUGCCUGUAGAGCUGCAGCGUACGUUGGCGCGCCUGGCGCGGGAUGAGAGGUUGCACGAGCUCCGCUUCAGCGGCCUGGCCUCCUCCCACGCGCAGACGCUGGGCCUGGCACUGGCGGACGCGGCACAGCGGUCGUCGUUGCAGCGCCUGCGGCUAGAGGAGUGCCGCAUUACGGCAGAGGCCGUCCAGCACUGGGCGCCGAGAGCGCUUUCGGAACUGAAGGAGCUAAAGGUGUUGAACUUGGCUCACAACCAGCUGGAGGUUCGGGGUCUCGAAAUCGUAGUCCAGGCCCUAGGCAGUAGCCAGUUGGAAGAGCUGGUUCUCACGGACAACUUAUUGGGUCCCAAGGCGGGUCAACUGGUGGCAGAGCUCUUGCUCCAAGUGCCAUCCCUUGCCACGGUGGAUCUCUCGGAGAACUUUCUGCAGGAGGAGGGGGCAGCCAUGAUCGCCAAAGUGCUGCGAGGUAGACCCCUGGCUAUGCGUCUCAGCCUGGACCUGUCCUCCAACGACCUCCGGGUGGCCGGCGCCAAGGCCCUGGCCUCACUGCUGGAGGUGGAUUCUGUGAGGUCGAUGGAGUUGGCCUCCAAUCGCUUGCAUGACUUUGGCAUCAAGGCCAUGGCGCAGGUCUUGAAAGGCAAUCGUUGCCUGACUUUCCUGGGCCUCCAGGAGAACAACAUCAGUGAUGAGGGGGUGACUGCCUUGUUGGAGGCCCUCUGUGAGAACGAAAAGUUGCAAACUUUGGAACUGGACUACAACGCCAUCAGCGACGCCGCCCUGGCCGCGCUGACGGCCGCCAUGCCGACGUGUCGGAUCACGUCUGCUGGCAAUCGGCCGAAGCAACCAGGGAUGAUGUCGGGCUCCGUGACCGGCGGCUACGAUGAUGACACUGCCGCCUUCUUCGACGGGGUCUUCGCGGGCCGCUGGAUGAGUUCGGUGGGAGAGCCUCGAGGUGAAGAAGAUAUCGAUGAUUAUCAUUCGGAAGUGCAUCCGAAAGAUGAAGGCAGAGUUGAUGCGACAGCGCCGGUCUGUGGUGAGAUCCAAAGAUAUGAAGAUCUUUGGACGAUGCUCAUGGAAAGUCAACUCGCACAG
Messenger RNA from Cladocopium goreaui, 2703 nucleotides. The record is from the annotation of a GenBank genome assembly. NCBI's taxonomy places the organism in Eukaryota, Dinophyceae, Suessiales, Symbiodiniaceae.